Molecule: messenger RNA, 2009 nt
Organism: Topomyia yanbarensis
Lineage: Eukaryota; Metazoa; Arthropoda; Insecta; Diptera; Culicidae
Product: adenosine deaminase 2-like
Exons: 3
Coding region: 378-1967 (529 amino acids)
Biological process (GO): adenosine catabolic process; inosine biosynthetic process
Molecular function (GO): adenosine deaminase activity
Source: RefSeq, a predicted model, not a curated record
AUAGCAUUAGCGGCCGGUUGAAACAUACGCGGGCAGCUAUAGGUUAGUUGUUGAAAUUACUUGUGUGGCUUUUCGGUGCAGUUCAGCAAAGUAGAGUUAAUUGUAAAGUUCAAAGCAGUUCGGAUUCCAUUGCUAAAAAGUUCAAUGUGUUGUUUUUGAAUCCACAUUUGAUUGGAGUUACCUCUAGGAAUAAAAAUGAGCUGUUCUGGCCGCUGUGGAACUGUGUGCGGUUAAUUGAUUUAUUUCACUACAUUCCACGAGGAUAUAAUCUCCUUACUGAACACAUGCUCGGAUCUAUGUAUUUGCCAUCACACACCACAAUAGGAAUUAAUUAGAAGAUUAAAUCUGAACAGUGCUACAUCGGAACAGAUUGCAACAUGAAGCUUCUUCUAAUUCUUAUGCAAAUUGUCAGUCUAGUCAGAAUAAACCGUGCAAAUACACUGAUGUCGGCGGUACUCGAUGAUAAUCUUGGCAUGGAUGACAUGAUCAACCGAAGACCUUCCUUUGAGGAGUACGAACAUAAUCGCAAACAGUUCAUAGAAGAGGAAGAAGGACGAUUCCUUGGUGCAGACCUAAAUUUAUCGACCGAAGAACAGAUCGUCAACGAGUAUGCAAUGAAACUUAAACGGGCAGAACUUGAGCAAGGAUUCAACGACAGUUACAAGUUCAUUCCGGCACGACACUUCUUUGAAGUGUUAGAACGGUUCAAUGAAUCAAAAUUGUUCCAGUUAAUUCAAAAACUGCCCAAAGGUGCCGUACUGCAUGCUCACGAUACCGCGAUUGGAAGCACAGAGCUGAUUGUGAAUGCCACCUACAGUGAGAAUUUGUGGCAGAGGGGUGACUUCGAAGGAGAUACUACUGGACUACUAUUCGAAUUUUCUAAAGAAGCUCCUUGUGGAGACGGCUGGAAACUUGUGUCCGAUGUUAGAAGCGCAAUGUCAGCUGAAGUCUAUGACGAGAAAAUUCGGAAAAUGUUUGGCUUGUACACCGAAAAUCCAAUCAGUACAUACAAAAGCAUUAACGACGUUUGGGGAAAAUUUCAAGAAAUAUUCAAUUUGUUGUAUCCAAUCAUUAAUUACGAGCCGGUCUGGAGGCAGUAUUUUUAUGACUGUUUGGAACAAUUAUAUGAUGAUAAUGUUCAAUAUUUGGAGAUCCGUGGAGUUCUACCACCAGUAUAUGACUUAUCUGGAAAAAUAUACUCACCGGAAGAAAUUAUUCAAAUCUACAUCAACGAAACAGAAAGGUUCAAGCAAUCACACCCGCAAUUCAUCGGAGUAAAAAUAAUUUAUGCUCCUGUUCGUUUCGCCAAUGACACCACAUUCGAUGGAUACUUAGAAACUGUCAGAGAUUUACAUCAAAAGUUCCCAAAUUUCUUGGCAGGUUUCGAUCUGGUCGGUCAAGAAGACACCGGAAGACCGCUGAUAGAUUUCGUUCCCCAACUACUGACUCUACCGGAUUCGAUUCGAUUUUUCUUUCACGCAGGUGAAACUAACUGGUAUGGAAUGCGAACCGAUCGUAAUCUGAUUGACGCCAUCCUGCUGGGAACCCAACGCAUAGGCCAUGGGUUCGCUCUGCUCAAACAUCCCAACCUGAUGAAGAUUGUAAAACGAAGACAAAUCUGUGUCGAAAUCAACCCCAUCUCAAACCAGGUUCUGAAACUGGUCGAUGACUACCGAAACCAUCCGGCGGUGGUGUUCUUCUCCGACAACUAUCCGGUGGUAGUAUCCUCGGACGAUCCAUCCUUCUGGCGAGCGAGUCCGCUGAGUCAUGAUUUUUAUAUGGCUUUCGUGGGAAUCGCUUCGGCACAUCACGAUCUGCGAUUGCUGAAGCGACUAGCCAUGAACUCGCUGGAGUUCAGUGCCAUGAAUCAAACCGAGAAAGAUGCUGCCAAACGCUUGUGGAAGAGCUCUUGGCAUAAUACGAUAAAAGAAUUGGCUAAGGAAAUUGCAAGUUUUGAAACUGCGUAGUUAUGUCUGGUGAUCGAAAUAAAGAAGUAUGAGUUAGGCGAA